ACACACCAUGGAGAACUUCUGGAUGUACCAGGUGGAGAAGUUGGAGGAGGAACAAGCCAAGCAGAGGCAGGACGCUGAUCCACAGGAUCAGAAUGAGCCCCCACGUCUGGACUCACCCCCUCCUCCAGGAGCAGAGAUGUCCAGCAGACUCCUGCUGCAGGAUGACAACCUGGAAGCGUCUGCCUCCAGUAAAGAGUCCAGGAAAAUCCCACCGACCUUUCCUGCAUACGUGGAGGUUCCAGGCCCGUGUGACCCAGAAGACCUGAUCAGUGGGAUUCUGUUUGCAGCCAUCUACCGGGGCUCCACCCCCUUGCUGUCAGAAAAGACGCCGUCCCGGAGCGUCCGGACGAAGCAGGCAGAGGAGGCUGUGAACCGCAUCAAGGUCGGUAAAGCGUCUCAGAUGGAGGUGGACCUCUUCAUCUCCACGCAGAGGGUCAAAGUGCUGAACACAGAUUCUCAGGAAACCGUGAUGGACCAGCCCUUACGGAGCGUGGUAUACAUCGCAGACAUCGGGAAUGUGGUGGUUCUGAUGGUCCGAAGAAGGCCGCCUCAGCUCGACUCUCAGGAGUCCCAGGAAGCUCCGGAUCCAGGAGAAGAUGGCAAGAGUCCGUCCAGGAUGACGUGUCACGUGUUUGAAUCCGAGGACGCCCAGAUGAUCGCCCAGUCCAUUGGGCAGGCCUUUAGUGUGGCGUACCAGGAGUUCCUGCGGGUCAGCGGCAUCAAUCCCCGAGACCUGAGCCAGAGGGAGUACAGUGACAUGCUGAGCUCCCCAGACAUGUACAACGAAGACCUGGUCCACUUCUCCAAGUCUGAGAACAGCAGGGCUGUGUCCAUAGAGAAGGAGAGGGGUGAGAUUCUGGGGUUGGCCAUCGUGGAGAGUGGGUGGGGCUCCAUCCUGCCCACCGCCAUCAUCGCCAACAUGAUGCACGGAGGUCCGGCUGAGAGGUCUGGAAAGCUGAACACUGGAGACCAGAUCAUGUCCGUCAAUGGAACCAGCUUGGUGGGAUUGCCGCUGUCCAGCUGCCAGAACAUCAUAAAGGAUCUGAAGAACCAGACUCGGGUCCAGAUGAACGUAGUGAGAUGUCCCCCAGUCACCACGGUUCUCAUCAGACGGCCGGCCCUUCGCCUCCAACUGGGCUUCAGUGUACAGAACGGCAUUAUCUGCAGCCUUGUGCGUGGGGGCAUCGCGGAGCGGGGCGGGGUCAGGGUGGGUCACCGCAUCAUUGAGAUCAACGGCCAGAGCGUGGUGGCAACGCCACACGAGAAGAUUGUCCAUAUCCUGUCCAACGCAGUGGGAAAGAUCCACAUGAAGACCAUGCCUGCAGCCAUGUACCGCCUGCUGACUGCGCAGGAGCAGCCGCUCUUCAUCUGACAGCAGCUCCAGAACUGGACCUGAUCUGCUCAGGCUCUGUGUUAGACUGUCCUCUCUCUCAGG
Oryzias melastigma (Indian medaka) is the source of this 1435-nucleotide messenger RNA. RefSeq names its product amyloid beta (A4) precursor protein-binding, family A, member 1a (gene apba1a). NCBI's taxonomy places the organism in Eukaryota, Metazoa, Chordata, Actinopteri, Beloniformes, Adrianichthyidae. The transcript is spliced from 11 exons. Bases 8 to 1372 code for a protein of 454 amino acids. Gene Ontology annotation, cellular component: plasma membrane; dendritic spine; cytoplasm. The record is from RefSeq and is a predicted model, not a curated record. Gene Ontology annotation, molecular function: protein binding; amyloid-beta binding. Gene Ontology annotation, biological process: chemical synaptic transmission.